AUGGACCAAGCAUUUGAUUCUAAAUUAACCUUUAUAGGUUCAAAGGCUGAAAAUAUAAAAUUAAUUAAAGAAUUAGUUGAUAAUGCUAUUAAUUGUGCUUCAAACUCCAGAAUUAAAAUGAAUAAUGAAGAUGAUCCAAUUUUUGAUGAAAAUUAUAUCGAAAGUGAAAGCUAUAAAAAUUCCAAAGAAUUAAUAGUUGAAAAAACAAAUCAAUUAUUAGAGUUUUUAAAAAAUUCAAUUUUAUACUCUUCUCCAAGAGUUCAAUCUUUUAUGAUUGGUGAUACUACUAUUGGUAGUAUAGUUGGUAAUGUUGCAUCAUUAUUUUAUAAUGGUACAAAUGUUACAUAUCUUAUAUCAAAUACAAUGAUUCCGUUAGAAUUUAUCAUUGUAAAUGAUAUGUGCAGAAUGAUUGGUUUUGAAUAUAAGAACCCAAAAAAUAUUUACUUUGAAGAUAUGGGUGAAGCACAACAAAGAGUUAUACAAGAAAAAGAAACCAUUGAGGGUUCUAUACAACCAUUUGGCCAUUUGACUAGUGGUGGUUCACUUGCAAACAUUGAAGCUUUAUGGUGUAGUUAUUGGGUUAAAUUUAUUCCUCUAUGUAUUAAAGAUGCAUUACAAGUUGAAGGGGAUUUAAAAGAUGCAAAAGAUUUAUUAAAAAUUAAAGAAAAAUAUAUUUAUUCAAAUGAUUUUAUGGAAUGUAUUGAAUAUAAAGGUGAUGAAAAUAAUGAAAUUAAAUUAAUAUCUUUAUCAAACUGGGAUUUGUUAAAUUUAAACUCUGAUGAAGCUGUAAGAUUACCAUUUUUAGUAGCUAAAUAUUGUAAUUUAAGUGUUCAUCAAGUAUACCCAAUUAUUAAAAAAUACCACCCAUAUUCAGUGGGAGUUUUUAAUUAUUUUACAUCACACAAAAUCAAUUUACCUAUAUAUAUUAUACCUGAAUCAAGUCAUUAUAGUUUGGGUAAAGCUGCAUGCUUAUUAGGUUUAGGUUAUGAAACUGGUGUUAAAGAAAUUGUUUUAGACAAAAAUCGUCGUAUGAAUAUAGAUAAUGUCGAAAAAACUUUAAAUGAAUGUUGGAUAAAUAGAACACCAGUUAUUAAUAUAACUUGCAUUUGUGGUAGUACUCAAGAAGGUGCUGUGGAUCAUAUGGAUUUGAUUUUGAACCUUAAAGAGCAAUAUAGAAAUGAAAAAAAAUUAAGCUUUGAUAUUCAUGUUGAUGGAGCUUUUGGCGCAUUCUUUUUAACUAUGAUACGUGAAGAUUUCAAAAUGUUAGAUUUACCAACCAAAAAACACAAUUUUAUUGAAAUUACAGAAGAAGCCAAACCAAUGGAGUUAUACAAAUCUGAUUUAUUUGAAUCCGAAUCUAUCUUAAGCAAUCAUAUGAAAAAGCAACUAAGCCUAUUAAAGUAUGCUGACACUGUUACAAUUGAUUGUCACAAGCAUGGUUUUAUUAAUUUCACUGCUGGUGGAAUAUUUUUUAGAAAUGAUAAAUUCAAAUAUAUAUUAAAUGUAUCACCAAUCUACAUUGGAGGAAAUUCAAUCGAAUCCACAGGAAUUUGGGGUAUAGAAGGUUCUAGAAACCAACAAGCGGUAUCUGCUAUUUAUUUAACAAAUUCAAUAAUGAGACCAAGUAAAGGAGGUUAUGGUCGUUUAUUAAAACGUUCUUUAUUAAACUCGAAAUUAUUUUAUUUGGGUUUAUUAUGUUUUAAUGAAUUAGAAACCACUCUUUUCAAAGUCCAUACAACUACAAAUGAUCCAAGUCCUAGCGAUUUAGAAUACCUUAGAGGAAGAAUCUUUGGAUCUCUUGAAAAUUCUGAUGAAAUUAUUUUCCCAAAUUUGAAUGAAAUUAAUUGGGAUGAAGGUUUACUAGAAAAACUAUCAGAGAUUGGCCCAGAUACUGAUAUUAUCAACUAUUGUUUUAACCCAAAAAAUAAUACAAGUUAUAACAACCUUCACCAAUUAAAUAAAUUAAUUGGAAACAGAUUUGGUAACCACAAUGCACCAGAUAUUGAUUUAUCAUUAUCUUCAACAAUGUAUGGUCAUUCUAAAGGUAUUGAUUUUAUCAAUGGUUUGCUUACUGAAAUGGGAAUUAAAGAAUCUUUACCAUCUUCGAUAUUAGAAACUAAAAUUCCUUUUGUACGUUCAGUAUUGAUGGAUCCUUUUGUAAAUGAAACUACCAAUGUUUCAUGCUUCACAAAUAUUUUCAAACUUUUAAAAAAAGAAAUCAAUAGUUUUAUUUUAGAUAAUAAUUUAAUUAAUUAA
This is a messenger RNA of Dictyostelium purpureum, 2256 nucleotides long. RefSeq lists its product as uncharacterized. Lineage: Eukaryota; Evosea; Eumycetozoa; Dictyosteliales; Dictyosteliaceae. The coding region runs from base 1 to 2256 and encodes 751 amino acids. The transcript has 3 exons. The record is from RefSeq and is a predicted model, not a curated record.